Cucumis sativus (cucumber) is the source of this 1731-nucleotide messenger RNA. Its product is annotated as 3-ketoacyl-CoA synthase 19. Gene Ontology annotation, biological process: fatty acid biosynthetic process. Gene Ontology annotation, molecular function: acyltransferase activity, transferring groups other than amino-acyl groups. Gene Ontology annotation, cellular component: membrane. The transcript has a single exon. The record is from RefSeq and is a predicted model, not a curated record. Lineage: Eukaryota; Viridiplantae; Streptophyta; Magnoliopsida; Cucurbitales; Cucurbitaceae. The coding region runs from base 106 to 1515 and encodes 469 amino acids.
ACAUGGCUGUCUUAGUUGGUACAGAGCUUGAAUAUGUUAUAUAUAUACACUCAAUAGAAUGAGAAGAGCCAACUGAAACUUGAUCUCCUCACUCUCACUCUGUCCAUGGAGAUUUUCGUACCAGUAUGUUUGCUAUCUCUUUUCUAUGUUUUCUUCUACAUUUGGAAGUUGAUUCUGCAAAGGAGAGGGCAGUGCUGCUACUUGUUAGGGUAUGAAUGCUAUAAAGCUAGUGAAGACAGGAAGCUGGGGAUAGAAUCCUGUAUAAAUAUUAUCUUGAGGAACAAUAACCUGGGGCUUGAAGAAUACAGAUACCUACUCAAAAGCAUAGUCAAUUCGGGAUUAGGUGGAGAAACAUAUGGCCCAAGAAACGUAAUUGCAGGCACAGAAGAAAACCCUUCUCUAUCAGAAGCUAUUUCGGAGAUGGAUGAUGUAUUUUCAAGUAUACUUGACAAGCUCUUCGCUAAGACGGGUGUUUCACCAUCUGACAUAGAUAUACUUGUUGUGAAUGUGUCUUUGUUCUCACCAGCACCCUCGUUGACUGCUCGAAUAAUAAACCGUUACAAGAUGAAGGAAGACAUCAAGGCCUUCAACCUCUCUGGGAUGGGUUGCAGUGCAAGUAUUGUUGCUAUUGAUCUUGUGAAACACUUGUUCAAGACAAACAGGAAUGCUUAUGCUGUUGUUGUUAGUACAGAAUCUAUAGGGCCAAAUUGGUAUAGUGGAAAGGAACAGCCUAUGAUGCUCACGAACUGUUUGUACCGUUCGGGAGGUUGUUCAAUGCUCUUGACAAACAAUGCAGCUCUGAAGCACUCUGCUUUGCUUAAACUUAAAUGCAUUCUUCGAACGCAUCUGGGAUCAAGCAAUGAAGCAUAUGGAUGUUCCAUUCAAGUUGAAGACGACCAUGGUCACCGAGGUUUUCGUCUUACCAAACACAUAAAAGCUGUUGCAACUCAAGCUCUCACCUUCAACCUUCAAAGUCUACUGCCUAGAAUUUUACCAUUAAGGGAACUAAUUCGCUAUGCCAUCCUAACUCAUCCACUUUACAAACUUGUCGACAGAAACAUAGAAGCAAAGAAAGUACGUUUGAAUCUGAAGACUGGAGUCGACCACUUUGGGAUACCACCAACUGAAAGGGCAGUCAUCGAUGGACUCGGUAAGAGCUUAGGCCUGAGUGAUUAUGACCUAGAACCUGCAAGAAUGGCACUCCAUAGAUUUGGAAACACAUCUACAGGUGGCCUUUGGUAUGUUUUGGGCUACAUGGAAGCCAAAAAAAGGCUUAAAAAGGGUGACAAGGUUCUGAUGAUAAGCUUUGGAGCAGGCUAUGAAUGCAACAGCUGUGUUUGGGAGGUAAUGAGCAACUUAAAAGAUGACAAUGUCUGGAAAGACUGUAUCCUUAGCUACCCUACAAAAAACACCAAGCAUCCGCUUGCAGAGAAGUGCAGUUGGCUCAACGAUGAGCGUCUAUCUUUCGUUAAGUUCGACGACGUAAAACAAACUCUACAGCAACAAAUUCUUUGAAAAAAAGGUCUGUUUUCUUUUUUUCCUGUUUCUCUGGUUCAGCUUUGGGAGGGGAGGUAGUGUAACUUUACUUCUUGCUUUGCAUGUAAAAGAUUGGUUGUUCUUGUUGCUUCUCUAUUUUCUUUAGUGAUUACCUAGAUCUUCCAUCAUGUUCAACAUCUCAUUUUGAGAAACCACAAAUAUAACAUAUUUAAAUUCUGCUCCAUUUCGAUUCAA